Messenger RNA from Adineta ricciae, 2277 nucleotides. The record is from the annotation of a GenBank genome assembly. NCBI's taxonomy places the organism in Eukaryota, Metazoa, Rotifera, Eurotatoria, Adinetida, Adinetidae.
AUGUCACGAAAAAAUUUACGACGAUCAGGUGGUGCGCAAUCCGAAGAAGCAGCUGUAACUGAAAAUAUGGAUAGUGUCUGUUCUCAAAGACAAGUUGCUGAUGUGUGCGAAGCAGCAGGCCUCUCUGAUCCAGUCGUUAGUAAAAGCACUGGACAUGAGAAUAUUUCUGGUCAACAGCAAGGUGGCGAAGGUAUGAAUGAGGAAGGUACGGGUGAUGACCAACAAGACGCACAAUUAUCGUCAUCGAAUACAUCAACAGGUAUUGCCGCAAAAGCGAUUCCAACGAAUGAAGCUGAUAUGUUAUGUACAACAAUUGAAAAUGUAUCACAUGUUCGAUUCGAAUGGACUGUAGAAGAUUUCUAUCCGCAAAUGUAUGAAUGUGGUGAUAUGAUUCAAAGCGAAGAAUUUCCCCCGUAUGAUUUACAAAAAGAGUUCUGGACACUUCGUCUUUAUCCAAAAGGUCAUCAACGUUUAUCAAAAGAACAACAGAAUCAAACCUCAACUAGUGGAGCUUCAACAACCGAUGAUGAUUCAUCCGUUCAAUUUUACUUAACUCUUUGUCCAUCACAUGUGGCAUCGCAAAAUCCAUCGAAUGCAUUAGCAACAGCCAACGGUGGAUCAAACAACCCGAAUCAUAUCGCAUCGUCAUUAAUGAAUACUUCAUCACGUCAAUUGCAAGUGUAUUUCCGAGCAUUGAUCAAUUUUUCCAAUCCUCAAGGUCGUAUAUUUCACACGGAGACUGUUCAUGAUUGUGGCGGAAAUAUCACCGAUGAAUUGGUUAUUAUGAAGAUGACACGUGCUCUUUGCGAACAAUUAUACAAAGAUUCGAAGGAUCAUCUGAUUAUUAGCAUUGAAUUAAUGUCCAUUGACGAUAUUGCUAAGCGUAGUAUGAAAACAAGCACUUCAAAAGUUCUUGAAGGUUCAUCUCGUGUUGUUUCGAAAGUCAUGAAAAUGAAAUUACGCUGGAAAAUCGAAAAAUUCGCGACAUUAGUCAACGAAUCACCAAAUAAUAGCUUUAUUGAAUCUUGUGAGUUUACAUUUAAUAAACAACGACCAGGUAAUGUUGCGAACUUACAAACAUCAACACCUGACCUAGCAGGUGAUGACAACGACGAACAAUUGACCAAUGGUGCAAACACCAAUGAAGGUAAAACACCAACAACACCACAAAACGAUAUUCCACCACAUCAAUGGUCACUUAUUCUUUAUCCAAGUGGUAAAACUGAACGAUUCAAAGAAUCUUUAUCCGUUUUUCUUGAACACACAUUUGGUCCAAGUGUUCGCGUUGUUAUUCGUUUCUCGCUAAUCGAUGCCCGUGGACGUCGUGUGAAUACGAAACAAUUACCAUCGCAUGUGUUAGCACCAGGCGAACGUUGGGGUGUGGGUGAUUUUAUCAAACAUUCAACACUUUUGCAAGCUCAACAACAACUUUUUCCAGGCAAUGAACUUCGUCUAUAUUGUCAAAUUAAAAUUCUUGAACGGCAAUCAAUCGAUGAACGUAAAUAUAUUUCCCGUCCACUCGUUGCAUUACCACGUACCAAUGCAAAUAAAUCAAAUUCAACUGCAUCUUCAUCUAUCAGCGAUGAUCCAGCUACAUACUGGCCAACAUUAUUCUAUACGGCUUAUUUGGAAAAACGCAUGUGUGAUAUGUACUUACGAUGUGGCAAUGAAUUGCACAGUGCGCAUAAACUUAUACUUGGCCUUCGUUCCAGUGUACUUGCACGUAUGAUUAAAGAAAAAGAAACAUCAGCUCAGCCCACUGCUGUUAGUCCACCUGCUAAACCAACUCGUCAUGGUAAACGAGGAACAGCAUCAGCUGCAAAUACAACUAGUGAAAGUAUGGAAACCGACACACAAGGUGGAGCUGAUGAUUCAGCAUUUUUAACCAUUGAUAUCAAUGACAUCGAUCGUAAAACAAUUCUUUGCUUUCUCGAAUAUGUUUACACAGGUGGAAUUAAGAAAUUAGCUUUACCAGGUGCAGCUAUAUCACAUACACUUGUCAUUGAUUUAUUGACCAUUGCCGCUAAUUAUGAUAUGCCCGAUUUGAAGACAUAUGCGGAAUAUUAUCUUAAAGAUAUUAUUCGUGUGGAUAAUGCUUGUGAAUUGCUUAUGUUGAGUGAUAACAUGAAAUCGGAAAUGUUAAAACAAACAACAUGUGAUUACAUUGCGAAUAAUUUGGGCAAUGUCAUGGAAACAACUGGUUGGACCGAACUGAAAGCCAAACAACCGGAUUUGAUCGAUACAAUUCUAAAAUCAUGUUUGCUUUUACGCAAAUGA